UAACAAGGCUGGAGACUCACUACAGCGACUCAACAUUCCAGAUGGAAACACAGCCACACAGAGAGCUAAACGGAGACAAGCACGGAAAAAUUGCGAGUUAGAAAAAGGGAGAGGCAGCAUAAGGUUUAUUCAUGCACUGUCCUGUAACUGGAUCUUUUACACAGAAGACACACAUUAACUCAUAGAGCACAAAGUAGAAUAUUUGCUCGGAACCUUCUUCCUGGUGGGUUUAUGUCUCUGUUCUGCCUAAACUAUGACAGAGGAAGCAAUCUCAGAACCUCAGCAGUCAUCAGCCUCUGGGUCCACUCAACAUUUUCUACGAGAUGUCAUCUUUCAUGGCAAGUUUAAGGCUCUCAGUCUAGAGGAAAGCACCAGUUGCUAUCAUGGACUUUUCUUCCAGGAUGGUCAGCGGCGUGUCGACUACAUUCUCACCUACCCUGUGAGGAAGUCAGGUGGAGGGCGCUCCAGUCGACAGUCAGACCACAGUCUCACAGAGAACUUUGCUUCCCGCACUUCAGGACAAAGCAAGCAGGUCCAAGGUGCAUCCACAGUGGCUGAUGUGGAAAUGGGAUGUCUGGGAGAAACACUUAACACCCAAGAGGAUCACAAAACAUUCAGGAGGGAGGAGUUUGAGAAAAAUCUGAAAGAAAUGGGACUAGAGCUGGAAAAGGAUGAGGAAGCCAUGAUUCCUGGUUUGGGCUUUGUAAAGAUUCAUGCACCCUGGAAUGUUCUCUGUCGAGAGGCUGAAUUAAUGAAGCUAAAGAUGCCCACAAAGAAGGUCUAUGAGGUCAAACAAUCAAGCAAUGUCAUGAAGAAAAUCAGCUCACUGGUCAAUAAAGUGCUGGAACCAUUGCACCCUAAUGUUGAGGAACAUCAUUCCAAGAACAUCAAGCACCUGUCACACUCGUUCUCCAGGGAAAAGCAACACCUGUUUGACCUCUCAGAUAAAGAUAACUUCUUUGACAGCAAAACCAGGAGUUCCAUAGUUUUUGAAAUAUUAAAAAGAACCAAAUGCAAGGCUAAAUACAGCAUGGGGAUCACCAGUCUCCUUGGUAGUGGGGUUUAUUCAGCAGCCUAUCCUCUUCAUGACGGAGCCAUUGAGGAGGAGAGUGCAGAACCCAAUGACAGGAAGCUUUUGUACGAGGAGUGGGCAAACUACAGUGUCUUUUAUAAGUACCAGCCCAUUGGACUUGUUCGGAAAUAUUUUGGUGAGAAAAUUGGCCUUUACUUUGCCUGGUUGGGCCUGUAUACCCAGAUGCUUAUUCCUGCAUCACUAGUGGGGGUCAUUGUGUUUCUCUAUGGAUGUGCAACAGUUGAUGACAAUAUUCCAAGCAUGGAGAUCUGUGAUCCAAAGAGCAACAUCACCAUGUGUCCCCUGUGUGACAGAGUGUGUAGCUACUGGAAACUCAGUACAGCAUGUGGAACUGCUCGAGCCAGUCACCUGUUUGAUAACCCAGCCACAGUUUUCUUCUCCAUAUUCAUGGCGCUGUGGGCUGCCAUGUUUAUGGAGCACUGGAAGAGGAGGCAGAUGAGGCUAAACUAUGAGUGGGACCUCACUGGGUUUGAAGAUGAAGAGGAAGCAUUGAAGGAUCAUCCCAGGGCUGAAUAUGAAUUCAGAGUGAUGCAGAAGUCCCUGAAGAAAGAAAAGAAAUCCCCACAAAAGAUUGAAAAACUCACAUGUAGAGACCGCCUUCCUGCAUACAUGACUAAUAUUGUCAUGAUGCUGCUGAUGAUCGGGGUUACGUUUGCCAUUGUGUUUGGUGUGAUCCUUUACCGGAUUUCCACCAAAGCUGCUCUAUAUAUGAGCUCCAGUCCAACCACAAGAAGCCACGUGCAACUGACAGUAAAAACCACUGCAGCGAUCAUUAACCUGGUGGUCAUUCUGAUCCUGGAUGAAGUGUAUGGAGCUGUGGCUCGCUGGCUUACUGUCCUAGAGGCCCCUAAAACAGAGAAGAAUUUCGAGGAACGGUUGAUUUUUAAGACUUUCAUUCUCAAGUUUGUCAAUGCUUUUACCCCAAUCAUCUACAUCGCUUUCUUCAGGGGAAGACUGGUGGGCAGACCAGGCAGAUAUUUAUAUGUGUUUGAGUCUUACAGAAUGGAGGAGUGUUCUGAUGGAAGCUGUCUGAUGGAGCUAUGUAUUCAGCUGAGUAUUACCAUGUUGGGAAAGCAGCUCAUUCAAAAUAACCUUUUUGAGAUUGGAAUACCCAAACUGAAGAAGCUAAUUCGAUAUAUUCAGUCGGAACAGGGAGCAUUUCAAGAAGAAGAGAGACAAAAGAAACUGCGGAGAUAUGAGACAGACCACUUCUUGGAACCGUUUGGUGGACUGACACCUGAAUAUAUGGAAAUGAUUAUCCAGUUUGGUUUUGUCACAUUGUUUGUUGCAUCCUUCCCUCUUGCUCCUCUAUUUGCUCUGCUCAACAACAUUAUCGAAAUACGGCUUGAUGCUAAGAAAUUUGUGACUGAGUUGCGAAGACCAGUGGCAGCAAGAGCCAAAGAUAUUGGUAUAUGGUAUGAUAUUCUGAGAGGAGUAGCAAAAGUUGCUGUCAUCAUUAAUGCAUUUGUCAUCUCCUUCACAUCAGACUUCAUCCCUCGGAUGGUCUACCAGUACAUGUACAGCUCUGAUGGCUCCUUGCAUGGAUUUGUCAACCAUACGCUGUCCUACUUUAAUGUCAGUCACUUUGAGCAUGGCAAAGAAACUAUGGAUCCAAUGCCUUAUGGCUAUCCCAUUGAAGUUUGCAGGUAUAAGGAUUAUAGAGAGCCUCCCUGGUCUCCAACACCAUAUGAGAUCUCUAAAGAAUUCUGGGCAGUGUUGGCUGUACGACUUGCCUUUGUCAUUGUUUUUCAGAAUGUUGUGAUGCUGAUGAAUGACAUUGUUGACUGGCUAAUCCCGGACAUUCCCAAAGAUAUCAGCCAACAGAUCCACAAGGAGAAAAUUCUGCUGGUUGAACUCUUCAUGAGACAAGAACAAGGAAUGAUCAAUAUACUUGAGAGAGGGGGGUCAUCAAGCAUCAAGGAAACCUACAGAAGAAGUAACAACAACAACAACAGCACAAAUGCCCCUCUGUUCCCAAAAGAGCAACCCAAUGGCACCAAACAAUUCUGAGCUUAGCAAGGAUGUCUUCAUUAAUCAGUCUUAGCAAGUCAAAGCUUGCACAUAGUAUAUUUUUUCAUUCACUCAGGUUGUCCUGAAGUCACUGUUUCUGUUGACGUCUAAAACAUUCCAACAUCCAAAAGAGCAGCUUGUCUAUCAGGUCUGAGAAAAGCAAGCUGUUCUCCAUGUGCUGCAUUUAAGAAAGUUUUAUGAUAGAAAAUGUCAGUUUCCUCAGCUUUUCGUCGCUCAUUGUAUUUGUAUUCAACUGUGCAUGCAUAGUAAAAUAAGAACGUUUGCAUUAAUAAUAAAUCUAUUAAUGCUCAUGAAAAUAUUACAAUUUGUAUAAAAUUAACAAAUAUAAUAAAAUAAGGACAUGUUUAA
Molecule: messenger RNA, 3472 nt
Organism: Poeciliopsis prolifica (blackstripe livebearer)
Lineage: Eukaryota; Metazoa; Chordata; Actinopteri; Cyprinodontiformes; Poeciliidae
Product: anoctamin-1-like
Exons: 25
Coding region: 254-3103 (949 amino acids)
Biological process (GO): chloride transmembrane transport
Cellular component (GO): plasma membrane
Molecular function (GO): protein dimerization activity; chloride channel activity
Source: RefSeq, a predicted model, not a curated record